Cannabis sativa is the source of this 2998-nucleotide messenger RNA. RefSeq lists its product as uncharacterized. The record is from RefSeq and is a predicted model, not a curated record. Gene Ontology annotation, biological process: DNA integration. The transcript is spliced from 6 exons. Bases 1 to 2076 code for a protein of 691 amino acids. Lineage: Eukaryota; Viridiplantae; Streptophyta; Magnoliopsida; Rosales; Cannabaceae. Gene Ontology annotation, molecular function: nucleic acid binding.
AUGAUAUUCAAAGUUCCUCUCUGUGUAUGCCCUGGCUGCAGCGAAAAAUGGUUUAUCCAGCUUGCUUACAUUCUUCUUGAAGGUUUGCACUUCUGCCAUCCUUUUAUUGAAGCAUCUAGUGUGACAAAUAAGUACUUGAAGCUGUUGUCUUCCUCUGUUUGCAUGUGCACUAUUGUUCCGGGAUUAGUUUUUUGUAGCAUGUGCAAAAAACUUGGCAGCAACUUGUAUGAUUCGUUGGCUUUUCCUCAUUGGAUUGAUGGAGGUUUCUUCAUCGUCUCUGUUCGUGACGUGCGGCUUAAGCUCGUAUCGAAAGCUCCCUACAGGAUGGCACCUGCAGAGCUGAAAGAGUUAAAAGUUCAAUUACAGGGGAUGAUGGGAGAGGAGGAUAUUCCCAAGACAGCUUUUCGGACCCGGUAUGGUCAUUAUGAAUUCAUGGUAAUGUCCUUCGGAUUAACAAAUGCCCCGGCAACAUUUAUGGAUUUGAUGAACCGAGUGUUCAAAGAUUUUCUGGAUGAUUUUGUUAUUGUCUUUAUCGAUGAUAUUCUAAUUUAUUCAGACUCGGAAGAGACUCACGAAAGACAUCUUCGAAUGGUAUUACAACAUCUCAGGGAGCAUAAGUUGUAUGCCAAGUUUAAGAAAUGUGAAUUUUGGUUACCUCAGGUGAGUUUCUUGGGGCAUGUGGUGAGUAAAGAUGGUAUUUUAGUGGAUCCAGUAAAGAUUGAAGCGAUUCGUGACUGGCCUCGACCUAAGUCAGCAACUGAAGUUAGAAGUUUCCUGGGGUUAGCAGGGUAUUACCGAAGAUUUGUUGAGGGCUUUGCAAAGAUCUCUACGCCUUUAACUGAGUUGACCCGAAAGAAUUGUAAGUUUGUUUGGACUGACAAGUGUGAAGGUAGUUUCCAGGAAUUGAAGCAAAGGUUGAUUACCGCUCCUGUGCUAACCUUACCAAAAAGUGAUGAAAAGUUUGUGAUUUAUUGUGAUGCAUCCAAACAAGGGUUAGGUUGUGUUCUUAUGCAGUCAGGGAAAGUGAUUGCUUAUGCAUCCAGGCAAUUGAAGGAGUAUGAACAACGAUAUCCUACCCAUGAUAUUGAAUUGGCAGCGGUUGUCUUUGCACUAAAAGUUUGGCGUCACUAUCUAUACGGUGAGAAGUGUGAAAUUUAUACAGAUCACAAAAGCCUCAAGUACUUUUUCACUCAGAAGGAUUUAAAUAUGAGGCAACGACGAUGGUUAGAACUGGUCAAAGAUUAUGACUGUGAGAUUCUCUACCACCCUGCAAUGGGUACUAAGUUGAAAUUCAGUACAGCUUUUCAUCCUCAAACUGAUGGUCAAUCUGAAAGAACUAUCCAGAUACUUGAGGAUAUGUUGAGGGCAUGUAUAAUGGACUUUGAAGGUUCUUGGAACAAGUACCUACCUCUGAUUGAGUUUUCUUAUAACAAUAGUUAUCAGAGUACCGUUGGCAUGGCUCCGUAUGAGAUGCUUUAUGGAAGGAAAUGUCGAUCACCUAUUCACUGGGAUGAGGCUGGUGAACGUAGGUACCUUGGACCUGAAGCUGUCCAAAGAACGAGCGAGGCUAUUGAAAAGAUUCGAGCUCGUAUGCUUGCUUCCCAAAGUAGACAGAAAAGCUACGCAGAUCCAAAGCGUAGAGAUGUUGAAUUCCAAGUUGGGGAUUUUGUUUUUCUUCGGGUGUUCCCAAUGAAGGGAAUUCGAAGGUUCGGGAAGAAAGGAAAGUUGAGUCCCAGAUUUAUUGGUCCAUUUGAGAUUCUUGAGAAAGUAGGUCAGGUAGCUUAUCGGUUGGCUCUACCUCCUGCUUUAUCUGGGGUUCAUAACGUGUUUCAUGUCUCGAUGCUUCGGAAAUAUGUAUCUGAUACAACUCAUAUUUUAAGUUAUGAAGACAUUGAGCUUCAAACCGACUUGUCAUAUGAAGAACAACCAGUACAGAUAUUAGAAAGGAAAGAAAAGGUGUUGCGAAACAAGACUAUUUCACUAGUCAAAGUGUUGUGGCGGAACAGCAAAGUUGAAGAAGCGACUUGGGAAUUAGAGUCGCAGAUGCGGGAGUUGUAUCCCGAGCUUUUCAGGUAAAUUUCGAGGACGAAAUUCCUAUAAGUGGGGGAUAGUUGUAAUAUCCCAGAAAAUAAAUAAUAUUUAAAUGGACAUAUUUUAUUAAAUAUGUAAUUACUUGGAAAAUGAAGUAGGAUUAUGAUCUUACUUAGGUAAAUUGUUGUGAAAUUAUUUAAUGAAAUACGUUAUUUUGGGCCCGGUAAUUGUGGAAUUUUAGCUAUGUGGUUAGUAAUGUCACGACAUUAAAUGAAAGAAUUAUUUUGAGAAUAUCCCGGAUUAAGUUAGAAUUUUAUUAGAAUGUCGGAUUGGGGAAUUAGUAAAAUUACCAAAAUGCCCCUAGGGUUUUUUUUUUAAGAAUUUAAUAUUUAAGAGGGGUAGAUUAGUAAUUUAGGUGUUGGUUUUUGUUUUAUUUUGUAGCUGCCUAUAUUUUUUUUAAAAAAAAAAAAGAAGAAAACAAAGUAUUUUAAAAGGAAGAGGAAGCUUUCUUCCAAGACAAGUAACAUAUUUUUCUCAACCUUCUUCUCCUCUUCCUUCGAGCAGCUGAAACCAGCCACUAGGGGGAUUGUUUUGCUUCAGCCAACUGCAAUUUUCAGAGCUAAACUCCACCUUCAAGUCAACCUUGCACCCUAGGUAAGUUCAUCUUUAAGUUUUGGUGUUUUUCUUAGGUUUCUAAGCUAGGGUUGUGAUUUUUUUUGAAAGUUUUCAAAGCUGUAGGUUUAGUGAAGGUUUAGGUUUGUUAUCCAAGUUGAAUAAGGUCUGUUAAUGCAUGUUUGAAUUGAAUUCAUGGCUGUUGGGAUUGAUUGGUGAGUGAGGAAGCUAAAAGAAAUUUGAUUUCUUCACUUGAGUGUGUGAUUUUAAGCUAGAGAUUGAACCACUGUGUUUUGCAGCUUAGGUUAUGCCAUAUUUAUGUUAAUAUACUGUUCUGGAAAGUUUGGUUAGGUUU